Molecule: messenger RNA, 228 nt
Organism: Ostertagia ostertagi
Lineage: Eukaryota; Metazoa; Nematoda; Chromadorea; Rhabditida; Trichostrongylidae
Source: the annotation of a GenBank genome assembly
AUGGCCGGCCCAUCCAUAUUCAUUCAUUCUGCGCUGAUAGAAGCCGGAAAACUGGUCGAGCUCAUCUUUGUUCUAGCCACUGAACAUGAAAUGGCUAGCCCUCGGUCGUUCGAGAUGCUCGAUUCCAGGCCUUUCGAAUUUGCCGUCUAUGGAAAAGGAAUCGCUAUGCAUAAACUUACAGCUGAUGAACGUAAACGCCUUGAAAAAUACCGUGAUUUUGAAUUCUAA